AUGGCGGAUCUUAAACCUCCAUUCACGAAAGAAACAGCGAACACGAAGGUCAAAGCAGCACAGGCCCUGUGGAAUACAAGGGACCCAGUUCGAAUCGCGCAGGCUUAUACUCCUACUUGCAUUUGGCGCAAUCGUGACUCGUUCAUUUCUGGCACUGAGGGCAUCAUUGCGUUCUUGACGCGCAAAUGGAAUCGAGAGAAAAACUACAACCUUCGCAAGGAGCUCUUCGCCUUCACAGAUGACCGGAUCGCUGUGCAAUUCUGGUACGAGUACCAGGAUGCAGAAGACGAGAUGCGCUGGAAGCGCUGCUAUGGCCUUGAAGACUGGACAUUUGAUGAGGAGACGGGCAAGAUGCGCAAAAGAAUGAUGAGUGGGAAUGACUUGGUGCUCGGACCCAGCGGAAAUGGUCGAGGCAGGUGGUUUGUGGAUGGGAUUGAUGUUGACGAUGUAGCGAUCACCGAGGAGCACUGGUAA
Molecule: messenger RNA, 474 nt
Organism: Aspergillus clavatus NRRL 1
Lineage: Eukaryota; Fungi; Ascomycota; Eurotiomycetes; Eurotiales; Aspergillaceae
Product: nuclear transport factor 2 family protein
Exons: 2
Coding region: 1-474 (157 amino acids)
Source: RefSeq, a predicted model, not a curated record